AUGGAGUUGGAGCAGCCUGCUGAGGCUCCUGUUCUCCCAGAUGAUCAGAUUCCUGUUAUACCUGCUGAUCAUCAGCCCGCUCCAGUCGUUCCAGAGCCCAUUGUUGCCCUUGACCCUGUUCCAGUCACUGAUGCACCCGUCGUUGCACCACCAGCCGUUGAGAUCCCAGAUAUAGCACCCAUACCCGACCCCAUGGCGAUUUUUGAUGACCUUGCACCGUUUGCUACCCACAUUGACCUGAGAUACGCUAACACCAGCGAUGGGUGGAUUGAGGAGGAUGACUACCCUCUGUAUGUAGUCCCAGUCACUCCCCCUACCAUACCUAUUACUGCACCCCUUGAUAUUCCGGUGUUUCCUCCACCCACAUCUGAUGCCCAUCGUACCGACCUUCCGAUCACUUUCCUUCGGGACAUUCCUCCGCCCCAACCUGGGGAGGGAUCGUCGAGACAGCCCUUCGGCCACACACCAUUUGUGACAGGGGAUAACCAGCUUAUACCACCGACUCCUUAUCAUAGUUUUGUUCCUCCCGUGUCAUCUACUGCUCCUUUCAUGUCUCAGUUUCCCCAUACCACUUCACAGAUUGCAUUUACCCCACACACUACGCAUCCAGCUUUAGCCCCGAUGGGUGAGCCAUUUCAAUGGUCAUCACCCCAUGUCAUGCCAGUGUCUGACCCUUAUCACUCGUUUCAUGUCGGAUACUCUAUAGAGGACAUGCUCACGUCGCUGCAGUUACAGCAGGACGCCUUGAGGUGA
This is a messenger RNA of Helianthus annuus (common sunflower), 753 nucleotides long. RefSeq names its product leucine-rich repeat extensin-like protein 3. The coding region runs from base 1 to 753 and encodes 250 amino acids. NCBI's taxonomy places the organism in Eukaryota, Viridiplantae, Streptophyta, Magnoliopsida, Asterales, Asteraceae. The record is from RefSeq and is a predicted model, not a curated record. The transcript has a single exon.